CUAGAUAACUGUUCCUUAUGCUUCCUUCCAGAACGAGAUAGAUCAAAUCUGUAAAGCAGGAGAUACCUCGGUAUCCAAGUAGCGAUAGUAGCUGCUUGUUAUAUAGCCUUGGAAACCGGGACCGAAGAAAGCUUAACUAGGGGAGUUCUAUCCAAGAUAGGUAAUAUAUCCUCUACUUCGACCUGAAGGAGGAAUGCUAUUUUGGGGGAACAAAGAUUAGCCAACUUCUGGAAAAACCGGCGUGCCUAGCUAUCGGUUUACCCCUUGGACAGCUAUUUCAUCAAGGAGUACGACGAGAAACACUCGCUUCAAAUACACCCACCUAACCGAAGAGAAAUACACACUUACCUCUAAACUGCGAGAAGUCAACAUGGUUUCAUUCACUUUUUGGAGUCUCCUCGCUCUUUCAACUAUCAGUGCUGCGCUCUUGAGACCUCCUCCACCUCUACCUAAGCCACACCCUAAAUUUCCAUUUCCACCAUUUCCCAACAUUUCAGCGAUCGCGCCUGGCGCCCAAUGUGCUCCAUUCGAAGAUCCGCACUGCUGCAUCGUUACGCCGGUCUGCGAGUGUACCAAUGGGACUUUCUUCAGCAUAAAUGGUGGAACUCCUUCAAUCUGUGGACCUCCCGGUAGUGACAACUACGGACAGGAUGUGAGUGGCAUCCCUGGAUGGUGCUGUUAGAUAAGGGGUAGCAAGCAUUAUGACCUUUCGGGGCUACCUAGUUGCUUGGGACACGGAAAUAUGGCUCUUGCUAUAAUAUGAGCUGUCAAGAGAAACAU
Hypoxylon trugodes is the source of this 780-nucleotide messenger RNA. RefSeq lists its product as uncharacterized. NCBI's taxonomy places the organism in Eukaryota, Fungi, Ascomycota, Sordariomycetes, Xylariales, Hypoxylaceae. Bases 371 to 682 code for a protein of 103 amino acids. The record is from RefSeq and is a predicted model, not a curated record. The transcript has 2 exons.